AUGGUCAACCAGUGCAAAAAGAGCUUACAGCAGCAGUAUUUAAAUGACCAUGAUAAAUUCCUAGAGAAAUUUCAAAAUCAGCAGCGGCUAAAUUCAGUGACUCUGACUAAAGAAACAAAAAAGGAAAAACUAACCAACCUCAACCAACCAGCGCCCUGCCUGCUGGGGGCGCCGUCCUACUUCCUGUCGCACAAUCAUACACACAAAAGGCAGUGCGCCGGUGCCAGAGACCCGGAGCCGCCAUCGUCCACAGACGGGGGAGCGGGAAAUAUGGACGCGGCCUUCACAGAUAUGGAUUCAGGAGUCCCCGUGAAGUUCGAACCCCAGGAUGAGAUGUCUGGCUUUCAGGACAGCCUAGUCUUACAGGUACCACCUCUGCCAAACCCACUGCCCUGGGCCAUGUAUAUGCCGCAGAUGCCCAGACAAGGGAGCCCAGCCAGCAUGCUGACCGAAAUGGCGGCUGAUGACCAGGGUGGCUUUGACGGCUACGGCGCGCCGCCGCCACCGCCGCCGCCACUGCCGCCGCCGCAACAGCAAAUCAAGUGCACGGUGUGCGGGGACAAGGCAAGCGGCAAGCACUACGGCCAGUUCACGUGCGAGGGCUGCAAGAGCUUCUUCAAGCGCAGCGUGGCGAAGAACCUGAGCUUCAGAUGCCAAGCCGACCAAGACUGUCGCAUCAAUCAGCACCGUCGCAAACGGUGCCAGUACUGCCGCUUCAGAAAGUGCCUCGACGUCGGUAUGAAACCAGAAGCAGUGCAAAGCAACAGGAGACCGCCCACCCAGCCAGCCCACGGGCCAUCUGCGCUGACCACCCGGCAACCCUCCGACUGCUAUCCGAACCUGUCUGGGUAUGUUUCUCUGCUCCUCAGCGCGGAGCCCAACCCCUUGCCUUGGUCAAGCUGCCAGUUCACACCGCCCAACACCAUCCUCAGCCUCGAGGACAUUUGCGAACAGGCUGCGCGGAUGCUCUUCGGCGCCGUGGAAUGGGCCCGGAACAUACCCUUCUUCCCGGCCCUGCCAAUCAGCGACCAGGUGGCCAUGCUUCGCCUUACCUGGUGCGAGCUGUUCAUGCUGAACUGGGCGCGGUGCCCCAUGCCACUCCACGUGGUCUCGUUCCUGGCCUCGACCUGCUUACACAACACGCCCAUGUCUUCGGACCAAGUUGCCGUCUUUAUGGACAACGUCCGGAUCUUCCAAGAGCAAACCGAGAAGCUCAAAGCUCUGCAAGUCGACCCCACCGAGUACAGCUGCCUCAAGGCCAUCGUCCUGUUCACUUCAGACGCCAGCGGUCUCUCCGAUGCGGCGCAAGUGGAAAGCUUGCAGGAGAAGUCCCAGUGCGCCCUGGAGCAAUACGUUAGGAACCAGUACAACGACCAACCAACGCGGUUCGGAAAGCUUUUGCUUCGCCUCCCUUCCUUCCGCACCGUGUCCUCCGCAGUCAUAGAGCAGUUAUUUUUCAUCCACCUGGUAGGUAAAACCCCCAUCAAAACCCUCAUCCGGGGUAUGUUACUGUCAGGUAACAGUUACAGCAGUAAUAACUAGCGGUACGUGGCACUUCAAAAAAUAAGUCAAAAUAAGAAUGGGGCAGGGGGCUGAAACGGAGAGAGCAAAAAGGUAGACUGGUUUCUUUGCUUAAUACUGGUAAAGGAUAUAAAAGGGAUGUUACAAGUUUGCCAGAAGAAGGGAGGGAAAGUAUUUAAUGGACUGUGAGUUUGAAAAAAAAAAAAGAGACUGUCAAAUGAACUUUUACAGAAUACCAGAAAAACCCCACAAAACACCAAAAAACAAACAAAAAUAAAACACACACACACACACACACACAAAACCGAAAAAUUCCUAUGUCGGAACAGCCUGCUACUUAUUUUUGUAUAAAAAGGAAAUUAGUCUUGCUCUUGUUUGGUAAACUUGUGAAAAAUAUUGCCCAAAGCGCCUUUAAGGAGAUUGGGAGAAAAUGUGCAGAAUGGAGAGAAAGUAAGCCUUUUUCCCCCAAAUUAUUAACUGUGUUUUAUCUAUGUACCUCGAGCUGUUCUCUUCUUGUACUGUUCUAGUUCCAAACCACUUUAUUCUGUGGCUCUAUAAUACGUUUGGAUAUAAUCUUGGUUUCUUAAAAUGCUGUGUAUCCUUAAAAUGUAUGUUCUGCAAGAAUUAAAACUGAGUCCAUGAAAAUGUCACAGGAAGACAUAAAACUUUGAAAGGCAAUUCCAAGAUGAUGGAAACACACAAGUGGUAUCCGAAAACUUUAGAUGAAAUCGAGCACUCUAAUUUGAGAACUGGAGGAAUCACAUACAACACUUAGCUUCCCUUAACCCUGCCUCUUCCCUCAAAAGACACUAUGACAAACCUAGAUUUUUAAAAACGCUUUAGAGAAUGUACUGUAGGAUUUAUUGGCAGCAACAAAUGUGUCCAAGACGCAUGCUGUCGUUUUGAAUAGAAAGUGAACGUUUGUACUUGGAGUUGAGCCCCAUUUAGUUCUUGAAUUGUUAUGGAAAUCCUACAUUUGUGUAUUCGGAAAUCCUUUAUGUUAUCAAUGCUGUUAUCAUCCCCCCCUUUUUUUUAAAGAAAUGUAGUUGAAAUCAGCAUGACAAAAUAAUACUGUUGGCACUUA
This is a messenger RNA of Acinonyx jubatus (cheetah), 2605 nucleotides long. RefSeq names its product COUP transcription factor 2-like. The coding region runs from base 1 to 1542 and encodes 513 amino acids. The record is from RefSeq and is a predicted model, not a curated record. The transcript is spliced from 4 exons. Gene Ontology annotation, biological process: cell differentiation; anatomical structure development; negative regulation of transcription by RNA polymerase II. Gene Ontology annotation, molecular function: zinc ion binding; nuclear receptor activity; retinoic acid binding. NCBI's taxonomy places the organism in Eukaryota, Metazoa, Chordata, Mammalia, Carnivora, Felidae.